GGGGUUUAAAGCUAGGGCUUGCCGCUCGUUUCCCCCGCGUUUUCAUCAGAGAGAAGCAGCGGAAUACAGCAGGUAUUGCAGAGAGAGGAUAUUUCUAGAUUGAGAGAGAGUAGCUGGAGUUUUGAAAGAGAGAGAGAGGGAGAAAGGAAAAGAGAAAGGGAUAAAUGGAUGUGACCAAGGACCAAGUCAGUUCUCUUCUCGAUCAUGGAUUAUACGAAUCUGCUCAAAUGCUUGGUUGCUUUCUCAUUUCUUCAACUGGUACGAAUGUAGAAUUGAGCCCUCAUGCCAAGGCUGAAAAUUUGGUACUUCUUGGAGAUGCAUUGUAUGGUGAGAAGGAAUACAAAAGAGCAUUAAAUCAGUAUAAACAAGCAUGGCAACAUUGCAAGGUUAAUCCUAAGCAAAAUACAAGCACCACCAGAAGUUCAAUUUGCAUAACCAGGUCUUCCUCUCCAAAUUCUCUCAAUAUCUCGACAAUCAAUGAGCAUGAGUUGAAGUUUAAAAUCGCUCUUUGCCACUCUGCCCUCUGUGAUAAUCGAGCUGCUCUAACUGAGCUGGAGGGUAUUCCAUACAAGGCAAGAACGUUGCGGAUGAACCUAAUUCUUGGAAGGCUUUGUCGGGUGUCUAGACAGAACCGUGCAGCUACAGCAGCCUACAAAGAGUGCCUGAGGACCUGUCCAUAUGUUUUGGAGGCCAUUGUGGGGUUAGCUGAUUUAGGGGUUUCUGCUAAGGAAAUCCUUUCAUUAUUUCCUCAGACAUUGAGUAGGGGUGGGAGGCCUCCUUCAGACCAUUUUGAUGUAAGCCGUUGGUUACAGCGAUAUGUGGAGGCUCACUGUUGCAUUGCUUCAAAUGAUUACAAAGGUGCUCUUGAACACUUCUCUGACAUUCUGCAGCGUUUUCCCAAUAAUGUCCACAUAUUGCUGGAAAUUGCAAAGGUGGAGGCUAUUACUGGAAAGAAUGAAGAAGCCAUUUUGAAUUUUGAGAAAGUUCGUUCCAUUGAUCCAUACGUUAUAACCUACAUGGAUGAGUAUGCCAUGCUUCUAAAGACAAAGACUGAUCAGUCGAAGUUAAACAGGGUAGUGCAUGAAUUGGUGAAUAUUGAUCCUUCACGAGUCGAAGUUUGUGUCGCAUUUUCUGUAUUAUGGGAUAGGAAGAAUGAGAAGGGUCGAGCUUUGGCAUACACUGAAAAGAGCCUUCGGAUUGAUGAUAGACACAUUACUGCUCAUAUAAUGAAGGGUAAUGUGUUUUUGUCAAUGAACCGGCCGGAUGCUGCUGUGACAGCAUUCAGAAGUGCUCAGGAAUUACGGCCUGAUCUUCGCUCAUAUCAAGGUUUGGUUCGUUCAUAUCUGGCACUUAAUAAGACCAAAGAGGCAUUGUGUGUUGCUCGUGAGGCGAUGAAGGCUAUGCCUCAGUCAGCAAAGGCUCUCACCUUAGUCGGUGAUGUAUAUUUCAGUCAUCCUAGUGGGAUAGAGAAGGCAAGGAAGUUCUAUGAAUCAGCCCUUCGUUUGGAGCGUGGAUAUCUUGGAGCUGCUUUAGCCUUGGCCGAUCUACACGUUAUGGAGGGGCGACAUGGUGAUGCUAUAUCACUCCUUGAGCGUUAUCUUAAUGAUUGGGAAGAUGAUUCUCUUCAUACUAAGCUGGCCCAGAUUUUUUCCAAGUCAAAUAUGUUGCUAGAGUCAGUAACACAUUAUCAGACAGCACUGAGUAUAAACCCGCAGAAUGAUGCUGCAAAGAAGGGUCUUGAGCGUUUGGACAAACAGAUGAAGGGUAUGGAUCCUGAUGCUCCCGAAGAUGAUGAAGAGAAUGAAGUGGAGGAUGGUGAAGGUGAUCAUGAAGAAACUGAGCUAUUAUGAAGACUGAAUUCAUCUUUAGCACCAACUCACACUUUCUAUGGAGCUCUAGAGAUCCCAAAAGGAGGGACAUGAAUUAAGAUAGGUUGAUGAUUGUAGUCUUGCUGCAAUUCAAUUGUAACUCUCUCUCUCUCUCU
Molecule: messenger RNA, 1984 nt
Organism: Amborella trichopoda
Lineage: Eukaryota; Viridiplantae; Streptophyta; Magnoliopsida; Amborellales; Amborellaceae
Gene: APC7
Product: tetratricopeptide repeat (TPR)-containing protein
Biological process (GO): positive regulation of mitotic metaphase/anaphase transition; cell division; protein ubiquitination
Cellular component (GO): anaphase-promoting complex
Molecular function (GO): protein binding
Source: RefSeq, a predicted model, not a curated record